Molecule: messenger RNA, 11002 nt
Organism: Acanthaster planci (crown-of-thorns starfish)
Lineage: Eukaryota; Metazoa; Echinodermata; Asteroidea; Valvatida; Acanthasteridae
Molecular function (GO): protein binding
Source: RefSeq, a predicted model, not a curated record
GAUUUCCCCCUUUAUUAUUACCUUCAGUAAUGGUGCUAGAAUGCCUCACGUUUUAUAGCAUUUUACUACCAAUAGUUUCCAAUUCUAUCAAAAAAGGAAAAACAAGUAUGUGAUGCUACUAAAUAUACAUCCACACUUAGGCCUACAUGAAAAUAGUUUCUGAUGAUUUGUCUCUGUGUUCUAUGAAUAUAUAUCAAGGCUUUUGAGGUAAUAAAAUGUAGAAUUUAUGUGAGCACAGGCACAAGGCCAGAUGAUAUCAUUCUUCAGUCAGAAUGAUUGUCUUUUAGUGCCUUUGCAGGAAUGUGUGUAAACAAAAUCUGUAACCUUUAGAACUUGGUGGGAGGAGCUUAGCUUGCCUGGGCUGUCUUGAUAAGAAACGUUAAUUGAAUUGAAUUGAUAUGAACAUCUUGGAGACGUGUAAUAUUAGUGAGGGAAGGACGGAUGAGGAUGUGGUAUUGUUUCCUCCGAGUCAGGAAUCGCAGCCAAUACUCAGAUCACGAUACUGUUUCAGGGUUCAAUCAAAUGAAUUUAAUUACUGAAAGGCAUUUGCAAAAAGGAAAAUACUUGCCAAAUGUAACAUUUACCUGCUGAUGAGGUGGUGUAUCACAGACAGUGGUCGCACUGUCCAAGGAAGAAACUUUGAUCUUGCUUCUUUACAACUAUCAAGUUUGUUUUUCUGUGGUUACCAAGGCGGAUACAGUACAGCUUUAUGAAACUAAAAGUACAAUAACAAUAUUCUUUCCCUUUGUUCAGAACUGAUGCCUUUGUUGCAUGGAAAGUACUGUCACAUUCACCACUUGUAUUACCAUACCACUUUUGCCUCUCUUGGGCGUGAUUUCUUGCAUUUUAUUAUUAAAACAAUGCCCAUAUUAGACUAAUAAAUUUGGCAGAGGUGAUUGCUUAACUAGUAAUUAAUGUUUAUAUGUUUGAAGUACUGAUUGGCUGGCUUUCAUCCGGGGUAGCUAGUUUAGGGGUAUUAAGCCAAUAGCACUGGAGCUGCUGGAAAGGAGCAUAUGUUUACCAUAGUUGCUUUUCUGGGCAGUGAGUUUGGAUUAAGUGGAAGGUGUGUGUCUGACAUUCUGCAGAUGGAAUCUUCAUCCAUUUGGAAUUCCACACAUAUUGCAAGCAGUGGGCCUUUGCAAGGAUUGAGUUGAUUUGUCUUAAAAGUUGGGAUGUACUGGUCACACUUUACUUUUGUAAUAAGAGCUGUCUUGUGUUGAUGAAUAUGAGAGUAAUACUGAAUAAGUAUAUUUGGUCUGGACAAAAGAACCAGGCCAUGUGGUGUGUAAAAAACAGAUUUUCAUCAGAUUUGUGCAGUGAAUACAUUACUUAUGUACACUAUCCAUAACUAGACUGACUUCAGAAAAAUAGCAAACCAUAUCAAAAGAUUUAGAAGGUCUAACUUCCGUCACUUGUUGUGCCGCCAGAGAGCUUUUUUCUCAGGAAACCAUUGUCUCACACUGUCUACCGGAACUUCUAAUUACAAGGCCACAAUGCUGCCAUUUAGUGCGAAUUGCUUUUACAAUGCUUUUAAGGAAUGAAACUGUCCGCUAAGGGUACUUGUACUUUUGGUUUAUUUAGUUUCCUCUGAGAAUCUGGAGUCUGCUGUCUUGGAAGAUUGCCAACAGCCUUUUUAUACAGAAAUGAACAAAUUCUUCAAAAUGACUGCUGACAGUCUUUUGUCAUUUGUAUAUGAACUGUGAAAUUCUAGUCGAUUAUUAUUAAGUUUCAAGGAGACAACAUGGCCCAUAUACAUGCAUGCACUUCACACAUUCCUCACUAGUGCCAGUGGAUUAAUUAAAACACGCACAAGUGUUACUUCGUGUAGACACACUGUGAAUGUCUGAGCAAAUCAAAUACAUGUAUGUUCGAAUGCCUCAGACAAGUUUACAUGUAGCUACCCCACUGUAAAAGAUUUUUCCACUGUCCUGAGGAAUUUUUCAUUGGCCAGUCCUGCCAGAUUCCUUAUAGCAGGUGGAUCUGGUCUCAGGAACUUACUCUUAUACAUGUGCAUGUAGCAGGUGGAUCUGGUACCAGGAAACCCUUGUGGUUGAUUUUGUCGGCAUUGACUGAUCUGGCUUUUUGCCAGCCCAGGUGUUAAGGGGCUAACUGCUGUCAAAUACUUCCACUGUGUGUUUCCGAUUCUGAUUCCGAUUCUGAUUCCGAUAAGGAACAAAAAUGGAAUGCUAAAGAGAGCCAAAAAUACACAUGGAUCAACAAAGAGAACUUUGUGUCUUAAUCAUCAGCAGCUAAAUAUUAACAGUACCGCCAGGAAAAGGCACAAACUAGAUAUUAUGCUUGUUUGUGUCAUCAGUGUGCUUAACAGUGUAACUGCUGCUUAUUUUGAUAAUGAUUUCACACUCUUAUCUUGAGCAUGGAUCACACGUUGCUGCUUCACAUUUAUCAUCUCCAAACACAUGUGAAUGUGUGCCUAGUGAUGAGUGUUUCAAUACAGACUUGAUGAAGCCAUUGCUCCAACUUCACCAAUUCUCCCUGCUGAUGAAACUGUAGAAAAUAAAACUAGUCAUCAACUUACUGAUGAUUGAAACAAAACUUCCAUCCAAGAGUUUGAAAUUAGCAUGAGAAUUAGUUUUGAAGGAAUGUAUACAUUUCUGAUGAAAUCUUUAAUUCUAACAAAUCUAGAUUCUAGGGACUGAUCGGCUUACUUUGCAUGCUACAGGUACAUGUGAUCUGUUUCACAGUGUGGAUGAUGUCAUCAUUAGUAAGGAUUUUAUUGCCAGGAAAUCAAACCUUUAAAUUAAUGAGAUGCUCUCAUCAUGGCCAAAUUCAUUGAAGUAAAUUCCUUCUGAACAGUGUUUCCUGUUCAGUUCCGGAAAUUUCUGGUGACGUAAAAGUGAAAACCAUGAACAUAUUGAAAAUCGUUUCAACAUUUAUCCUUGGUAAGGUGGUGAAAUUACAGGGUGUGUUUGAGGUUUCCUGUAAUGAUAAAACAUCUUGCAAGUUAAAAGGUCAGACAUAGCAACAUGGCAUCCUCUGUUGAUCCCUCACAAAAUGGAUUGUUAGAGUUUGUCCUCUUUGAAUUUGUUGCUACUGUUCUCUCCAACAUUGAACUAGACUUCUUGUGUUGUUUGAACUCUAGUCUGUUCUAUCUGAAAACGACAGCACCCUAGGGAAAAAUUUUUUUCUAUUGGUCCUUCCUGCUUUACGCACCGGCAAAAGUGAAAGGAAAACUAUUACUCACUAGGUUAGUUGGAAAUACAUUAAAUGAUCGUUGCACCUCUAGGAGAAUAUUAAAAGCUGUAUAAUAACCGAGGAAGUGGAGGAGAUGUGAUAGUCAUAUUUGACGCUUCCGAGAGGAACGAGGAAUAUUGUUAGUAGAUUCCAGUCAGUUGCACUGAUUCAAACUGCAGAGUUAUAAAGAUAUUUGUAGUUGUCUGUGGAUAAUGCCUAGUACUGUGAAAUGCAUGUUGCUGCAUAUUUUGAUGUUCUUUGGAUUGGCAGACAGCACUGAUGCGUGAUGUAAUGGAAGGUGUGUAGCGCGACCCCAAUUCAGAGAGUCCAUACUUUCUUUUGGUAUCCGAAAGUGACAACAUCCAUUGUGAAUGAACAUUAGGACAGCGUACUACAUCAGCCUUCUUUUCCUUGUAUCUCAUCUAGAUGUUAUAUUGAACUGCAGCUGCUAAUGAGACAAGCCGUCAACACUAUUACAAGAACAUUAAGAAUUCUCAGCAUGACAGGAGUUGGUCUCGUUUAUAUGUUCCUUCUGGUAAUCACAUUAAGUUCAGUCGCAGCCAUAGAGGGUCAGUUAACACCAGAGAACUCUAUCAUUGAAGUUGGCUCAAAUUUAAUCCUCAACUGCACCAUCGCCUCAUCAAAUGGCAGUCGUACAGCCCAGGAUGUCAUCUGGCAACAUGGCUCAGUCCGGCUUUCUCCAAGCGCAUACAUGUCGCUCAGUGACACGAUGUCUCAACUGACACUGACAAACGUCACUUUUCAUAUGACUGGCGUGUAUUACUGCCUUUUUCCAGGAGAUGAACUUUAUGAAAAGCUUGGCACACUUGUUAGAGUUGGAAAUAAACCUGAUCCACCCUUGCUACAAUGUUUCAUUCGUAAUCCUGAUGAGUACUGGUGUCGCUGGGAGAAAGCAGCCCCAACAAACCUUCGAACACAAUCUAAAUUCAGUUUCUGGUUUAAUGGUAACUGGACUGAUUGUCCUCCAGAUGGUGAAAUCAAGGGGCCAAACACAUGCUUCAUAUCGAUAUACUAUAACACAGGAACAAAGCAAACAGUCCGUGUCACUUCCAGCAAUGCUCUUGGAGAAGCUGAAGCAGAGAAAAGCUUCAAUCCUUCUGCUGAUGUUGUUGUUAAUCCACCGAGGAGAGUAAUUCUGAGUCAGGGAGAGUUAGAAAUAUCCUUGUCUGUUACAUGGAACAUACCGAAUGAAUGGAACAGGAUUAGUACACCAUUAGAUUACAAGCUUAGGUUCAAGAGAAAUGAUUGCUCGAUGAUGAACGACACCUGCUGCUGUUGGACUGAGAUAACAAUGUUAAACAGGAAUUUGCAAGAUCUUAGUUACACCUUGAGGGAUCUUGCCCCAUACACGAUUUACGUUGUCCAGAUGGCAGCAAGGUACGGUUUGGAUGAGAAAAAUUGGAGUGAAUGGACAGAAGAAGAAUCUUCACUCUCUGCUGACACAUUGCCUUCAGCAGGAGUGCAAAAUCUUGAGAUCAUUGAUGAAGAAAACACAGCAAGCACAUACCUGAGAAAUGUUCGCAUCCAUUGGCAGACUGUGCCUCAGGAACACAUCAAUGGUGAACUGAUUGGAUAUGAUAUUCAUAUCAAGGCUGAUGAUGGCCAAAGUGAUAGCAUGCAGGAGAUGAUCACUAUUGGACCCAACUCAAACUGGUACAAAGUUGAAGGUCUUCAGAAGUUCCAGGGCUACACCAUCAAAGUUGCUGCCAGGAAUGGAGCUGGUUUAGGGCCUUGGGCUCAGGAGCAUGUCCGUGACUUGACAACCACUCCAAAUGCUCCUGAUGAUGUUACAGCUGUUGCCUUGACGACAACUUCCAUCUUGGUGUCUUGGGACACACCAAGUCAACCCAAUGGUUACAUUGAAGACUACACUGUCGAAUGGAGGAAGGCCAACGGAGCCAAACAUCCUUACACCACUCCUGAUGCAAGGCUAAAUCAUACCAUUGAUGAUUUGGAGACCUUUGUCUUGUAUGAAGUCAGUGUGAAAGCAAGGAACUCACGUGGAGAGAGUGGGUAUAGAUCUGUUAGGGGAGGCAUACGCACCUUAGAGGGAGUUCCCGAUGCCCCUCCUACUGAUGUAGAGGUGGAACCUGUGCAAGAUCAACCUAAUAGAUUGAUGCUGAUGUGGAAACGACCACCUGCUGAGCAUAUCAAUGGCAACUUGACUGGUUAUCGGAUUUCAUUAUGUCAGAGCAGUCCAUACUACCAUGAGAACACUGGAAAGCUGUGCUCAGGUGAUCUACUUGUACAAAAUGUCAGCCGCCCUGAUGCAAUAAGUGAAACAUUGACCAAUCUGGUGCCAUCAACAUCUUAUUCAAUCUGGUUAGCAGCUUACACAGCUAUAGGCGUGGGACCAGACUCUGAGCUUGUCCAUGGAAAGACAGCCCAAGAGACUCAGGGAAUCCUGUUGUUGGCCAUUUUUGUUCCACUUGUCAUUCUAAUAAUUAUCCUGAUUUUGGCAAUUUACUUCUGGAAAAGCUGUCAUCACAUCUUCGAGCCUGCUCCUGAACCUAAGUUUACGAAAGAGGUAGACCUUUGGAAAAAAGAGUCACAAAGAAUCUCCAGAAGCAGCAGCCGAGUGGAAGAAGAACACUUUGAUAACAUUCUGCCAGCUCAAACAGAUGACAUUAUCAUCAGUCUUCUAGAUAACUCCAUUGAGCUUGCCAAAGAGGCAUCUCAGACAUCUCCCAAUCUGGACCUGAAUUUGGAAUCAGUCCAUCUGUACCCCAAGACUCAGACAGCCAAGUUCAUCCGCUCCGAGAGCAGGGAUAGUGGAGUUCCACCAUCUCCAGCAAGUGAGAGCCCUGACUUCAGCACCUUGCGAGACAGACAGAGCAUCUCUGAAGAAGAUGACAAUGUCUUCUUGGAAGAUGAAGAUACAAUCACUCCAUCCUCUCAGUCAUUCAGCCCAUACACAUUAGUAGGUCAGUUCACACCCUCUAAUAAACAUUCUCCUGAAUCCUCUCAGUCAAGUCCUGUGAAAUCCCCAAAGAAAGUCUCCUUUGAAAUACCAUCUGUAAAUAAGUUCUCAUCAACUUUACCAAAUGACAAGCAGUCUAGUGUCGAUCAAAAUGCUUCUCAUAGUAAGCAGACGUCAUCUCGUAGUUCAAAGAGAAGUUCAUCUGCUUCAUCAGUGGAUGUUUCACCAUACAUGCAGAUGUCAGCUAUGGAAUCCCUUCAACUUCUACAACAGCAGACCCAUCAAUCGAAUCCACAGCAUCAGUCUCUCUGCCCAGCAAGCACACAGAACAAGGUUUCCCAUAGCUUAGCAUCAGUUGUCUCACCUUACACCCAAAUGUCUGCAAUGGCAUCUCUCCCUCACAAGAAGCAGGAAAAUCACCAAGAAGCCAUGCAGUUGCCAUCUCAAAGUCCAGCUGUUGAAUCUUACACUCAGAUGCCAGCCAUGACACGUCUUCAGCUUCCACAGCAACAGAAACCAGAAUCUGAGCAUCAGCAUCUCUCUGGAGGUCUUAACACAAAUCUUCUGACACCCCCAAUUUCCUCACCUUACACUCAGUUGUCCGCUUUAGCAUCACUGCAGCCUAAUCCUUGUCAACAGUUGAAGCAGCAGCCUAACUCUCCGGACUCACCUCCAGCAGUCUCACCAUACAUAAAAGCUUCCAUAUUAGAAUCACCCAAACCAAACCAAGAGGAAGCCAAUAAACCCAAACUGCAGUCAACUCAAAGACUGCAGUCAACUCAAAGACUGCAGUCAACUCAAAGACUGCAGUCAACUCAAAGACUGCAGUCAACUCAAAGAGAUCCCUCUCCUCCUGGAUCAACUACAGCUCAGCAGGCAAGCCAGCCUCCUCCUCCCAAUUCUUCAAAAAGUCAGGAUAUCACUUCCAAUUCUACCAAACACCAAGUUGUAUCUCCCUAUACUCGAAUGUCAGAACUUGGAGCCAAGAAACCAAGGCAAAGUGAUCGCAUUCUAACUCAAGCCCGAUCACCCUUUAAGAUGUCAGAUGUGGUAACCAUGAUACCAAGACACGACCAGACUGAUUCAUUAACUAAGAGUCUUACAAAUAGUCUUUCUUCCCAACUUUUACCGCCAAAAGUUGUAUCACCAUACACCAUGAUGUCAGAUGUACAAGCCACAAAACCAAUACAGGACCAGACUUCCUUCACCAAGAGUUCGAGUCUUUCUCCCCAUCCUAUACCACUAUCAGCUGUAUCUCCAAACAGUCAGAUAUCAGUAUCUGCUCAACCCAACAUAAACACAACUGCAACUCAGCAACAAAAUUAUCUUCCUUCUGUCAAGAAUUCACAGAGUGCUCCUGCAGGUACAGCUCUACCAACUCUGUCACUGCACACUCAGACAUCAACCUUGAUGUUUCCAAAACAGCCUGAUCAGAGUGAUCCCAAUCAUCAGCCUCCGCCUAGAUCUCCUGCUCAGUAUCCAAACCAAACCAAUUCAUGUUCUUUAAAUAUAUCCCCAUACGUUGGCAUGUUAGAUGUAGAUGCCCUAUUGAAAAGCCAGCAACAUGCAAGUCAAACUAGACCAUCUUCUACACCUGACGGCCAGCAAUCAUUGCAACCUUCCGCUUUGAAUGCUGCCAACACAGAGGUUACAGGUUACUGGUCUGUAGGAGCUUCAGUUCCACAAAAUGUUCUACCAUCAUCAGAACCAAAUGCUUCCAAGCACAGUCAAGAGGGUCAGGUUAACCUCCAGAACAUUGCCCCAAAAGUAGAAAUAGCUCAUGUUUCUACAAACCCAGACAGGCGAGAUGAGGAAAACGAAAAAUCCCCCAGAUACGUUCUUGCUGCUUGCUCCCCUGUGGAUCACUGCAGACCAAAACAGCCAUUACCAUCUCUAAGCCUUCCUAUAGACUUUCAACCUAACCCAUGCAAUCAUUCUGAUUCCAAACUUGAUGGAUAUUUACAAAUGUCACCAAUUUUUCCGAGGAUACCACCUGGAUCAGAUCAGCCAGAUGUUGCUAAAGAUCCAGCAUUGAAUCCCAAGGUCACAGCAUACACUCACAUCCAUCAAAAUGAAGAGCUCCCUCUUCCCCCAGCACUAACCCAUGAGCAUGUGCCGUCAUCCCCCAUUGACGACAGUGCUGUUUCUGGGUCCUCUCAAAUUGCUGAUCCUCACAAUGCUUCUCAAGAAGAUCAGUCCACUCAUGCCAUGCCUAAAUCUCAAGAUGGUCCAUCAGAGGGCAGUAGCAGUGAUGCAGAUACCCUAGUGCCAGGGGGAAGAUCCUUAAAGAACCAGGUAGCUGUUGACACGGUGCUUUCCCUUGUGGAUAAUCAGUCUGAAAUGAGUUCUGAUCGUGAUGGCUUUGACAAUGAAACCGACAACCAAAGUGAUAACACACCUUCACAUUCCCAUGUGUCUGAUUAUGUCCAAGCCGGUGCUGGUGCCCUUGGAUCAGUUGGUAACACACCUCCACAUUCCCAUGUGUCUGACUAUGUCCAAGCCGGUGCUGGUGCCCUUGGAUCAGUUGGUAACACACCUCAACAUUCCCUUGUGUCUGACUAUGUCCAAGCCGGUGCUGGUGCCCUUGAUUUAGUCGGUAACACACCUACUGUAACAGUCAAUCCUGAUGCUGGUAAUCAUGUGUCCCCCGUACAACCUUUGUCUGAUUAUAUAGUGGCUGGACACAGUACUCAUCCACGAACAGACGGUCAGAACUGAAAUCUAUCAGUGAAUAGAUGACUGAGAGAGAAUCAUGUUCAUAGAACAACAAAGAUUAAACUUGGUGAUUGUAAGUAAGAUUUGAAAUGGAUGAUUUUAGUAAUUAGUUUGCUUGGAUUAAAUCAGUCCAGGCAAAUUCCUAAGAUAAUUUUUUCUAAAGUAAAUCAGUCAAAUUAUAUUUUUUUAUAAUCACUCUGAAAUUUAUCAAGAUGGAAUUGUGCAUGAAGUGCACCAAAAGUAUAAAGCUAUAUUGGGACAUUUUACUCAGAAAACUGUUUGUAGACACAGCAUAGUAGUAUUUUAUUGUAAGAACAAGAUAUACUUUGAUGUUACAUGUGGUAUGUAUAUUGCGCAUUGACUUAAGAAAGUUAGUUCUUGAUUUAUGUAUAUAUAUGUGGUAUGUUGAUGUAGAUUUCAUAGUUUUUAUAAUAUAUAAUUCCAGAUUGUUUCAGGGAAGAUGAAUGUUCAGAAGCAAAACCACAGAGAAAUCAUUCUAACAGAAAUUUUGUUCCUCAUAAGAAUUUAUGUGGUUAGUUUUAUGUAUCACCAUUAUUGCCUUAUGUAAACUUACGUCAAAAAAUGAUGCAAGUAUAUGCAUCAUUAAAUAAAUAACUUAAUACUCAGUGCCUAUUGUAUAGCAAUAGCUUCUUAUAGCAACAGUGUGAUAUGAGUUAUUCCACAUGGAAUAGUUUUACACAGUAGGCCUGCAUGUUCUCCAACUUACACCUGUUGGCUAACAAUUGAACAAUGUAUCUCCAAGUCAUAUGUACAGCAUUUUACUGGACUGUUAAAAAUCCUGUGUUUUAUUUGCCAUUGCGCUGUGUUGCUCAGCCCUCUGUGGCUUAUAAUACUGUCAAUCCCGACUCCAUUACACAUCCAGUGAACAGAAGGAAACAUACAAAACGUUCAAUAAUAUUUUGUUAGUACUAUUGGAAGAAAACUGAAUUGCAUACAUGUAUCAGGAGUAAGAAUUCUUCGGAGGUUUGUCUGUAACGAUAUUUUGUCCAUGAAGUAGUUUAUUAAACCUCCCUACGACCUGCUGUGUCAGCCAGGGAUGGCCUCAGAUAGCCUUGGCUUCAUCUUUGAAAGUUGUCUCCAGCUCCUAAUUCAUUCUCGGAUCCUUUUCUUGAACGAUAUGGAAGGACUUCAGAUUUAGCCUUUUACCUCUAGAAUUUGAUAUCGUGUAGCAAAGAAUGCUCAGCCUAACUCUAUCUGUGUAGGACCUACAAUCACAAAGUCAAAAUAGGAGAUGAGACCGAUGUUUGGCAUAUAGCCAUCCUUGAUAGUUUUGAUGCAGUGACGUUUUAAUAUUCUUUUAUGUGCAGUGCAUCGGUUGCACUGAAGAGGAUCAUCAUAAACUGAUAUCUCGGAUUUUAGUACGAAUAUCUUUGUCAUUGGUCAUUUUAUGCUAGAUAUUACAUUUUAUAAAAUGUAUGGGAAUGUAGUACUAUUUCUUCUGAUUUCUUCUCACUUGAAUUGUAAAAGAGAACUUGUACAUAAUCUUUCCUUGUACUUGUAAUGCAGAGAUUAAUGUAAAUGUUGGUUUUUAAAAACAAAGAGACUUGUGAAUAAUCAUCGAUCAAAAUUUAAUUAUGUGACUAUUUUUAGUUUUGUGAGGAACAUAAUAUAAAGAGAAUUUGAGUGUAUUUAAUUAGUGGUUAGGAUAUGACAAUACUAGGUGGCAGACUUUAUUAAGUCUUCCUGGUGUCAUGGUCUUAGCUUCACACUGCCAUGGAACCAUCCUAGGAUUGAUCAGGUACCACAUCAAAAAAUGGUCAGUAUUUAUCUCCCAUAAGUCACUUUUGCUUAACAAAUUUGGUGUGGUACCAUUUCAAUCCAGAAUGCUUUGUUCCACAGCAAUAUCCAGCUAAGAUGGUGUCACUUCACAUUGCCUUGCCAAUUGCUAGAAGUAUGUCUGUCAUUUUCCAUAAAAGGAAUGGAAUACUGUGCUAUAUAUCAACUGGAAGGUCAAAUUUACUAAAAGGAUUAGUCUUGGUGUCCCAAGGAUUAACGAUGAAACAGUAGUAGCGUUUUAGUAUACAAUUAUAAGUGCAUGAUAAAGGCAAAAUGAAGAUUUUUGAAAUUUUCUUGAGAAAAUUAAGUUCAAAAUGGAUCAGCCCUGCCAUUUUAAUUAAAAUCAGCGAAAAAUAA